This is a messenger RNA of Staurois parvus, 375 nucleotides long. The record is from the annotation of a GenBank genome assembly. Lineage: Eukaryota; Metazoa; Chordata; Amphibia; Anura; Ranidae.
CUUCCAUACCCCUCUCCUGCACAUACCGCCCGCUGUCAUACUCUCCACACCCCUCUCCUACACAUACUGCCUGCUGUCAUACCCUCCACACACCUCUCCUGCACAUACUGCCCGCUGUCAUACUCCCCACACCCUUCUCCUACACAUACUGCCUGCUGUCAUACCCUCCACAGACCUCUCCUGCACAUACUGCCCAUUGUCAUACCCUCCACACACCUCUCCUGCACGUACUGCCCAUUGUCAUACCCUCCACACACCCUCUUCUGCACAUACUGCCAUUGUCAUACCCUCCUGGCAGCUGGCUCUACUCCUGCACAUACUGACCGCUGUCAUACCCUCCACACACCUCUCCUGCACAUACUACUCGCUGUCAUA